AUGCGCAAGUUCCUAACGGGCCCGCGACGCUCUGUUCCAGAGCCCGAACCCGCACCCGCACUAUCCGGGCUCACCCACGCGCCGCCCGCCCCGCCGCUCACCCCUGCGGAUUCCUCCCUGUCGGCCUAUUUUGAGCCGCCGAAUGCACCUACACAUGACGGGACCUUGAGAUACAAUCCGCUAAGAGGAGAGCGUCAGUUCCGUGUCCUGGUGCUGCUUCCUGGCUCGGGCGAGGACGAGAUCGCCUGUGUGCUGGACAAUGUCUUUCUGGAUGACUGGCUUACCCAUUAUGAGGCUCUGUCGUACAUGUGGGGGCCUGCCGAGCCUUUGACCCCAGUGUCCGUCGAUGGGUCGACGUGUUUUGUUCGCAAGAAUCUGUUGACUGCGUUGAAGGCGUUGCGGCUUCCUACCGAGUCGCGCUUGUUGUUUAUCGAUGCCUUGUGUAUUAAUAUGGGCGAUGUCCCGGAGCGGAAUCAUAUGGUGGCUAACAUGAGCCAGAUUUAUCAGCGGGCGUCUAAGGUGUUGGUUUGGUUGGGGGACGCGGACGAGGUUAGCGAUUUUGCGUUUGAUAAAGUCAAUCAGAGGAUGCCUUGGGCGGAUAUUUCUGCUCCUUUAGAGAGAGCAACGGCAAGUACAUUAACCAGUCUUUUCAAUCGGCCAUAUUGGCGGCGGGUAUGGAUUCUCCAGGAAAUUCUGUCCGGCUAUAAUCUGGAAGUAUACUGCGGGACUAAGAAGGCGCCUUGGAUGCAAUUCAUCUCAGUCAUGCGAUUCCUGGAUUCCAAAGCCAACAGGGACCCGGAAGAACAAGAUAAUGGCAUCGCAUUUGCAAAAUGGUGUGUCGGCACCCCCGGGAUAGCAAUGCUCAGACUACAGAACGGGCAAACCCCAACACAACACAAAAUGACUGAUCUCCUUAAGAUGUGUCAGAAACACGAAUAUGGAUGCUACGAUAUCAGGGAUCGGAUAUACGGGCUUGUGAGCAUAUCAACACAAGAUGAAAAGGGCCUAAAGAUUGAUCCCGACUACUCGAAAUCCCAAGCCCAGCUCUGCAUUGACACGUUUUUAUCAGAAUUCUCACGAGACAACGUCCAUUUCCGCGUGUCGACUCAGAACUCGAGUCAGGACCCAUCAUCCCACGAACUCGUAGCCUCUCAACGCUCAAUGCAAGCCCUGCUCGAAGAACCGCUCUGGAACAAAGACAAAAAGACCUUCGACGCCCUCCUCAGCAUCGUAGACGAGGCGCAGAGCUACCUACUGCGGAACUCAUUCAGCAAAGCAAACGCAAAGGGUCUAGGUACCGUCGCUUGGGCCAGCGACGUCUUAUCCGCCUCCUCGCCUUCUAAAAUCCUCUUCGCCCACCUGGAACUCGACGCCUUGUAUAACCACCACGCGCAAGUACUGCACAUCCACCUCCCGCCCAACAUCGCGCGGCUGAAAGCCGAUGUCGCGAAACUGAGUGUGAGGGAGUAUCACUCUACUGAACAGUUGAGAGUGCGCUUUGCGUGGAGUCCGCAGGCGCGCUGUUUCCGCACCGAGAGCACGUAUCGCAAUACGUGCCCGCCGUAUUUCUCGUGCGACAGUGCGGGCGAAGUGCGGCUUUUCGUUAGUGGCGAUGGGCAAUUCGUAGGCAUCGCUUCUGCUGUUAUCCAGCCGAGGGAUAUCCUUUGUAAGAUAGAGGGCGCGGAAGACGUGUUUGUGAUUGUGAGACCCAGGAGCGAUAGUAAUCGGAUUGGAUUCCGGCUGUUGGGUAAGGCGGUGCUGGUUAGGGUUGAGGGGAGGGAGAGGAAGGUUGAAAAGAUUGAGGGGCGGGUUCAGGGCUUGGGGAUCUUUAAUGAUGACGGGACACAGAGUCCGAAUGAGCUGAUCAAGGCGAUUGACGAUGCGAUUGAAUUCGCAAAUGAUGUCCAUAAUGCACCAGAAGGCCUUGGAGAGGAGUUUGCGCUGUUCAGGAAGUUCGAGGCCGUUAUGGAUGCCGCUACGAUGUUCUUCUUAACGAGGUGA
Molecule: messenger RNA, 2001 nt
Organism: Lachnellula hyalina
Lineage: Eukaryota; Fungi; Ascomycota; Leotiomycetes; Helotiales; Lachnaceae
Exons: 3
Coding region: 1-2001 (666 amino acids)
Source: RefSeq, a predicted model, not a curated record